This is a messenger RNA of Dinoponera quadriceps, 834 nucleotides long. Its product is annotated as HIG1 domain family member 1A, mitochondrial-like. Gene Ontology annotation, biological process: mitochondrial respirasome assembly. The coding region runs from base 399 to 674 and encodes 91 amino acids. Gene Ontology annotation, cellular component: mitochondrion. The record is from RefSeq and is a predicted model, not a curated record. NCBI's taxonomy places the organism in Eukaryota, Metazoa, Arthropoda, Insecta, Hymenoptera, Formicidae. The transcript has 3 exons.
GUUCUACUUUGUCGUUGGGAAAUCCUUAUCACGCGAGUCAAUGAUGGGCACAUUCUUUUAUUUAUCGUACAGUACCGAGAAGAGUCAAAAAUGAGAGGGCGGUAGUCAUUUGGUGGUCCAGUGCCGCGACCUUGAACCACACACGUGCCAGUAUAGUCAAGAUCGAUAUGAUCGCGACUAUCUUAAGGAUGAUUGUAAAAUUUCGUACUUGUGAAUUUUUGUGUCUGGCAACAUAGCAAUAAUUUGUGUAUCCUGUACUUCCGCUGGUGUACGUACACGACUCGCGGCAAAACAAACCCGAUCCAAGUAGCAGUAAUGAUGAUUAAUGUUGAAACCAUUUAUGAUGUAACAGCAAGAUUGGCAGAAAUUAAUUGACGCAAUUUUCUUGCUCUCUAAAAAUGGCCAAUGUCGAUGACGUACCUAUCGAUCAGACCUUAACUGAUAGAUUAAUAGACAAAGGACGUAAGUCACCAUUCCUCGUGGCAGGUUUAGUAAGCUUUGCAGGUAUUUGCGCCUAUGGUGCUUAUAACUUUAAGAGGAAACAGACGAGCACACAGUUGUAUUUGAUACAAUUACGUGUUGCUGCGCAAGGAACAGCAAUAGCCUGCUUAACAUUUGGCAUGGUUUAUCAUAUGAUAAAGAAGCACGUGCUACAUGAUGAAAAUGAACCUUAAUGUUGAGUACAGUUCUCACGACUGUAGUUCAAUUGUUCUUUAAAUCAAAGCAAACGCAAAACAAAGUCUAGUUUCAUGAGAAGAAAUUGUCAUAUAUGGAAGACGUAUAACAUGUGUAAUUUAAGUUAUUACAAGCUACAGUUUCGUUGACCCCAAUGUA